GUGCUGCCAAUCGAUCAUUUCUACCUGGACAUGAAUGGCAUAAUCCAUACCUCUUCGCACUGUGAAGACAUGGCCUUUAAGGCCUUCGACGAGGCCAAGGUCUUUGCCAACAUAGAGGACUACAUCACAUACCUUGUGGCAUUGAUGAAACCUCGAAAGACUCUCUACCUGGCUGUCGACGGUGUCGCUCCAAGGGCCAAGAUGACGCAACAACGUGCUCGGCGUUUUCAGUAA
Messenger RNA from Dibothriocephalus latus, 234 nucleotides. The record is from the annotation of a GenBank genome assembly. Lineage: Eukaryota; Metazoa; Platyhelminthes; Cestoda; Diphyllobothriidea; Diphyllobothriidae.